CCUGAUCAUAGUCGCUUGUCAGGUUCUGUUCAUCGGUGCAUCAUUUCAGUCUGCGCUUGUCUUGGAUAUGGCUAAAAUUCUGCUUGACAACUAUUGCUUCCCAGAGAAUCUAGUCGGUAUGCAGGAGGCAAUCCAACAGGCUAUAAGCAGCGGAGAGAUCCUACACAUCUCCGAUCGGAAAACACUGGCAUCAGUCCUGACUGCGGGCGUUCAGGGUGCACUCAAUGACCCCAGACUGAGUGUGUCUUACGAGCCUAAUUAUACUCCGAUCACGCCACCUGCACUUCAGUCGCUGCCUACUGAACAGCUGAUACGGCUAAUCAGGAACACGGUUAAACUGGAGGUGAUGGAUAACAAUGUUGGCUACCUGAGGAUUGACCGUAUUAUAGGUCAGGAGACUGUGUCAAAACUGGGACGCCUCCUUCACGACAACAUCUGGAAGAAGGUUGCGCAUACGUCAGCGAUGAUCUUUGAUCUCCGUUUCAGCACAGCGGGAGAGCUCUCCGGUCUCCCAUACAUUGUUUCCUAUUUUUCCGACUCUGAACCACUUUUGCACAUCGACACAAUCUAUGAGCGACCCACUAACGCCACGAAGGAGCUGUGGACGAUGCCGACCCUCCUGGGGGAACGAUAUGGGAAAAGAAAAGAGCUGAUCGUUUUAAUCAGCAAGCGCACCAUUGGUGCGGCUGAAGCGGUUGCCUACAUCUUAAAACAUCUCAAAAGAGCUGUCGUUGUUGGAGAAAGGUCGGCCGGAGGCUCUGUUAAGGUUGACAAGUUAAGCGUUGGGGACUCUGGGUUUUAUAUCACGGUCCCGGUUGCUAGAUCUGUGAACCCUGUAACAGGACAGAGCUGGGAAGUGAACGGGGUUUCGCCAUCCGUCACAGUCAACCCGAAGGAAGGAGUUGCCAAAGCCAAGUCCCUCAUUGCCAUCAGGAAAGCACUACCGAAAGCAGUUAAAAGAGUGUCAGACAUCAUUAAGCGAUUUUAUUCGUUUAAAGAUAAAAUCCCUGCUUUGCUAAAUCAGCUCGCUAAAACAGACUUUUUCACAGUGGUUUCUGAGGAGGACUUGGCGGCGAAACUUAAUUAUGAGCUGCAGACCGUCUUUGAAGACCCUCGUUUAAAUAUCAAGACAAUGCAAGGGUUGUCUAACAAUGGCCUGGAUGCAACACCAGAAGACCAUUCAUCUUUUGAUAAUCUUAUUGAUCCAUUAUUCAAGUUGGAAAUUCUCUCGGGAAACAAUGGAUAUCUGCGUUUUGACAGGUUCCCAACACCCACCAUUUUGAUAGGACUAGAGGAUCGAAUCAAAGAGAAGGUCUGGCAACCUGUCAAAGACACGGAGAACUUGGUCAUCGAUCUGCGCUAUAACACCGGCGGAUCCACCGAGGCCUUGCCAAUUCUGCUUUCCUACAUGUUCGACAUCUCAUCAAACACUCACCUCUUUUCGAUCUACGACAGCAUCCGGAACAUGACCGCUGAUUUCCACACCCUCCGUAACAUCAGCGGGCCUUCCUAUGGUUCUAGAAAGGGUAUUUAUAUUUUGACAAGCUAUUACACAGCAGAAGCUGGAGAAGAGUUCGCUUACCUGAUGCAGUCCUUGCACCGAGGCACUGUUAUAGGGGAAAUCACCUCUGGAACACUCCUUCACUCCAAAACUUUUCAAGUUGAAGAAACGAACCUUGCCAUCACUGUCCCCAUCAUAAAUUUCAUUGAUAUAAAUGGGGAAUGUUGGCUUGGAGGCGGUGUGGUUCCCGAUGCCAUCGUGCUUGCUGAAGAUGCAGUUGAGCGAGCUCAUGAAAUCAUUGCGUUUCACAAGGAUAUUCAGGCUUUGGUGCAAGAAGCUGGAGAUCUCUUGGAAAAACAUUACACUGAACCUGAGGUUGCAGCUAAAGUGAGUCGACUGUUACGGUCCAAACUAACCGAGGGACUGUACCGGUCAGUUGUUGACUAUGAAUCUCUUGCAUCUCAACUCACUGCAGAUCUCCAGGAGACCUCGGGUGACCACAGACUGCACAUUUUCUACUGCGAAAUUGAAUCCCUUCAUGACAUCCCCAAAAUCCCUUCCCCUGAAGAGGUCGGGUUCAUCAUUGAUGCCCUGUUCAAAGUAGAGGUAAUGUCUGGAAAUAUUGGCUAUUUGAGAUUCGACAUGAUGGAAGACAUAAAGGUUGUGCGAGCAAUUGGUCCUCAGCUCAUCAAAGCUGUUUGGAACAAGCUGGUGAACACAGACAUGCUCAUAAUUGACAUGAGGUAUAACACGGGUGGCUAUUCCACGGCUAUUCCACUCAUUUGCACCUACUUUUUUGAUGCACGACCCUUGAAACACCUUUACACUGUUUUUGAUCGCUCCACAACAACUGUGACAGAGGUUAUGACCCUUCCAGAAGUGCUAGGACAGAGGUACGGCUCUCAGAAAGACAUUUAUAUCCUGACAAGUCACAUAACUGGAUCAGCCGCUGAGGCAUUCGCUAGAACAAUGAAAGACCUGAACAGGGCCACUGUAAUUGGAGAGCCCACUAUCGGAGGCGCCCUCUCAAGUGGAACGUACCAAAUUGGGAAUAGCAUCCUAUAUGCUUCCAUUCCCAACCAGGCGGUUUUGAGUGCAGUUACUGGAAAAGCAUGGAGUGUGUCAGGGAUUGAACCACAUAUAGAAGUUCAAGCAAAUGAUGCACUUAAUCUUGCCCAGAAAAUAAUUGGCAAAAAACAACAAAAGAAAAAUUCUGGGAAAUAGAACUAGAGGCUUCGUUAUUCUUUUCGUCUUCUUU
Messenger RNA from Rhinichthys klamathensis goyatoka, 2759 nucleotides. RefSeq names its product retinol-binding protein 3-like. The transcript has a single exon. Gene Ontology annotation, molecular function: serine-type peptidase activity. The record is from RefSeq and is a predicted model, not a curated record. Bases 68 to 2725 code for a protein of 885 amino acids. NCBI's taxonomy places the organism in Eukaryota, Metazoa, Chordata, Actinopteri, Cypriniformes, Leuciscidae. Gene Ontology annotation, biological process: proteolysis.